This is a messenger RNA of Penicillium vulpinum, 1569 nucleotides long. RefSeq names its product glycosylphosphatidylinositol-alpha 1,2 mannosyltransferase smp3 (gene smp3). Gene Ontology annotation, cellular component: endoplasmic reticulum membrane. The record is from RefSeq and is a predicted model, not a curated record. Bases 1 to 1569 code for a protein of 522 amino acids. Gene Ontology annotation, molecular function: alpha-1,2-mannosyltransferase activity. Gene Ontology annotation, biological process: GPI anchor biosynthetic process. NCBI's taxonomy places the organism in Eukaryota, Fungi, Ascomycota, Eurotiomycetes, Eurotiales, Aspergillaceae. The transcript has 4 exons.
AUGUGGCGUCGAACAUAUUUACUGUUAUUGGUGAUUCGCGUGUACUUUGCCCUGUCGCCAAGCUAUCUACAUCCCGAUGAGAAUUUCCAAGGCCCAGAGCUUUUCGCAGGUCGCAUAUUCGCAUUCCCUUCGAAGCUACCAUGGGAGUUUACCGUUGAACACCCCAUACGUAGCAUUUUCCCACUAUGGGCGACCUACGAGCUUCCAAUGAACCUCUUGAAAUGGUUCUAUACCGAGAUCGGAUCGGGUAACCCCCCACCCGACUUGGUUUACUAUGCGCUGCGCGGUGGAAUGUUCAUAUUGAGUUUUGUUCUGGAGGACUGGGCGAUCUACGAGCUAGUGCCUUCCCCGCGUCAUCGGCGUGCAAUCGUGGUGCUGGUGGCCUCGUCGUAUGUCACCUGGACAUAUCAGACGCACACAUUCUCCAACAGCCUUGAGACCUUGUUGGUUGCUUGGGGGUUGGUUCUGAUUCGGCGCAUUGUCGAGAAUAAGCGACACUCGUCCUUCUUCUCCCAUGCCGUGCUCGCCUUUAUCGCUGUGCUAGGCGUUUUCAACCGCAUCACCUUCCCAGCGUUCCUUCUAUUCCCCGGCUUGCAAUUGCUGCCUCAGUUCCAACGGAAACCACUCUCCCUCGUAACAUUCUUCCUCUGUGGCGUCUUCUUUUCUACCAUCGCAGUCUACACAGAUACGAUAUUCUACCGGCCAACACUCUCCUUCCUUAGUAUCCUCCGCAAUCCUAUAAUAACGCCUCUCAACAAUCUCCUCUACAACACUGACACUUCCAACCUAGCCCAACACGGCCUUCACCCUCACCACCAACACUUCACUGCAAACCUCCUCCAACUUCUCGGCCCAGCAUACGUUGCUAUGCUAGUCUCCUUCUUCAGCUGGCCACUGAUGCUGCCGUACUGGAUGCGCAAUGUGCGCGCCCUCUCCGCGCUCUCUGCAACAAUGCUCCUCUCCUUUUUCCCACAUCAAGAGCCGCGCUUCCUUCUCCCAGUUGUGCCCCUCCUUCUCAGCUGCUUCCCCCUGCGUCGCUCUCGUCUGUUACUCGUCGUAUGGAUCAUAUUCAAUGCAGCCAUGGGCUUCCUCAUGGGUGUGUACCACCAAGGUGGCGUCGUCCCCACGCAGCUAGCAAUGCGCGACAUCGUCUCGUCCAGCACAACACGCCACAUACCUUCCGCAACAGUCUUCUGGUGGAAGACAUACUCACCACCGCUGUGGCUUCUCGGCGGGGAUAACCAGUCUACAGAGAUCGCGACAUGGGAUCUCAUGGGGAUGUCAGGUGUGGAGAUGAUGCUGCAAUUGGAACAGGUUGUACCUAACUGCUCAAUUCCGUCGUCUGUGUUCCUGGUCGCGCCUACAUCGGCUGCUUUCCUGGACCCAUAUGCUGUGUCUGCGAGUCAGAGCCGGGACCAGAGCUUACAACUUCAUCCACUUUGGUCGUAUCGUAAGCACCUCAACCUCGAUGACAUGGACUUUGGCGAAGACGGGAUCCUGCCGACUCUGAAACGGGUCAUUGGGCGCCGUGGGCUGGGUGUUUGGUCUGUGCGAAGAUCUUGCAAGUAA